UCUUUUUAAACCGAUUCAUCUUGACACAUCUCAUCAUAAAAAAUAUAUUUUUUGAAUUGCAAAAUUAUUUUUUUUGUUUAAUUUUUAUUUAUAUAGAGAUUUUUUUAUCAAACCGUGUAUUGAAAAAGUUCUCUUAUUGGUAGACUAGGCACCUUUCACCCGAAGCCUCAGGCUUCGGCCUGAUAUCAUCAAUAUUCUGUAAAAAAAGUAAUUUUUCUCGCACUAUCCACAUAGUUUCUUGUAUCAAACCCAUAUUAAUCUCAACUUUUCACAACAAAAUUUACACUUCGUGAUGUCUCAGUGGAACAAUACAUAUGAUUACAACAGUCAACAUCAGGCUCCAAAUACAUGGAAUUCUGAUCCUAAUGGUCAAUACGGAAGUCAAGUUUAUUACAAUAGGCAAAUGGAUCCUAGUAGUAAUCAAUAUGUGAGUUUUAAUGAAUUUCUAUCGCAAAUGCAACAGUCUGGAGUUCCUAGUGUCAACACAGCCCAGUAUAGUAAUGUCCACUAUCAGAGUUAUCCACCUAACCAAUAUAAUAAUGUAAAUAGUUAUCAAAACUUACCAACAAAUGUAAAUCCUCAAGCCAAUUUUGGAUAUGGUGCUAGUUCUAGUUAUUCAAACAAUGUUGAAUCUUAUGAAACCAAUAGUCAAGACCAGUAUAUUCCUCCAGUUGAUGGCAAUAUUUAUACCAAUGAUGUGGUGUCCAAAUCAAAAUUAACUCCAACUGCCAUUGAAUUUAUUCCUAAAAAUUCUUCAUUACAAACAGAACAUAAUCUGCCUAAUGAGAUACAGAAUGAACCUUUGGAUAUAGAAAACAGUGGCAGUGGAUCCAGUAGUGGUCAUGCAAAACCAUCAGAUUCUAAAAAUUGGAGAGAACGACCCAAAAAUACAGCACAAAAUAGGUCCUAUUAUACAAAUGGAUAUGAAAAUGGAGGAAGCCAAGAACAUGAUAGCAAUGGGAGUCUUCGUUACGAUAAUAAAAAUCGCAAAUAUGAUAAAAAUAAUAGUCAAAAUCAUACUAGGCCAGAAAGUAGUCAUUAUCCACAAAGUUCUAGAAAUAAUGAUACUAAUGCUUAUAGUAGAAAAAAUAGAAAUGAUAAUUAUAAUAAUGGUGAUUCAAACCGUUAUGAUAAUCGUAGAGAAGGGGGCCAAAGUAAAUCUAAAGGAAUGGGUAGAGAUACAGACCCUAGUCGAACUUUCUAUAACAGUAGCAAAACUAAAGAUAGCCAGGAUGUAAGAAAUGGGAGAGGGGAGCCUUCUGGGAGGCAACGGUGGGCUGGAACUCAACGGCUUAAAGCCAAUGAACGUUACAGCUAUGAAGAUGAACAAUAUGCAAAUUCAUAUCUUCAAAAUAGAGAAGAAAAAGGAAGGAACCAUGUACCAAGUCCAGCAAGAAGUAAAAAAACAGUUAGUAAUAAUGCAGGUUUAAAUAAAGAAAUGACACAACGAGAGCGCCUGACGGAACAACUUGAUAAAGGUACACUAGAGUGCCUGGUUUGCUGUGAAAGAGUAAAACAAUUGGAUCCUGUAUGGUAUUGCACUAAUUGUUACCAUGUUAUGCAUCUUCGGUGUAUUAGAAAAUGGGCUGUUAGCAGUAUGGUUGAGGGCAAAUGGCGUUGUCCCGCUUGUCAAAACACCAGCCAAGACAUACCUACAGAGUAUAGAUGCAUGUGUGGUGCAGUGCGUAAUCCUGAUUACCAGAGAGGUGGCAACACUGCCCAUACUUGUGGUAAAGCCUGCAAAAGACCUAGAAGUUGCCCACAUCCAUGCACUUUGCUUUGCCACCCGGGACCGUGCCCACCCUGCCAAGCUACUAUUGCAAAGAAAUGUGGCUGUGGUGCAGAAUCCCGGUCUGUAUUAUGCAGUAGCAAGUUGCCACAGGAGUGUGGAAGACAGUGUGGUCGCAAACUUAACUGCGGUGUUCAUAGCUGUGCGAAUGAUUGUCACGAGGGACCGUGCGAGGCUUGCGAUUUUAUCGUGGAACAAGUAUGCUACUGCCCAGCCGCUAAAACCCAGUCAGUACCAUGUACGCCAGAAAGUGGUGAUAAGCGUACAUUCUCUUGUGGAUCUGCGUGCGCGCGCGUACUCACUUGCGGCGCGCACGUAUGUCGGGACGAAUGUCAUCCACCACCUUGUAACACAUGCCCACGGAGUGUGGAAAAUGUUAUAACGUGUCCCUGUGGAAACACUAAAUUAAAAGAGGGUGAACGCAAAAAUUGCUCGGACCCAAUACCGCUGUGUGGUAAUAUCUGCGCUAAACCACUCAUUUGUGGACCGGAUAAUGAUAAGCAUUUCUGUAUGCAAAAGUGCCACGAAGGAGUAUGUCCCGAGUGUCCAAACACCACAGUCCUUCAAUGCCGCUGUGGUCACUCGACUGUUGAUGUGCCUUGCAAAGAUCUACCUGGUGCUUAUGACAAUGUGUUCUGUCAGAAGAAAUGUAAUAAGAAAAUGUCGUGUGGGCGCCAUCGCUGCCGCACAGCUUGCUGCGCGUCCUCACACCGCUGCGCUGUGGUUUGUGGGCGAACUUUAUCCUGUCAAUUACAUCGAUGCGAGGACUUUUGUCACACAGGACACUGUGCGCCUUGUCAACGACUUGGCUUUGAAGAACUCCGUUGUGAAUGCGGUCUCGAAGUGAUCCUGCCCCCGAUCCGGUGUGGGGCGAAGCCUCCACCGUGCAGUGCCCCUUGUCGCCGGGAACGGCCUUGCGGACAUCCGCCUCAUCAUUCGUGCCACUCUGCGGACUGUCCACCCUGCGUCGUGCUUACCACCAAGACUUGUUAUGGAAAGCAUGAGGAAAGGAAAACUAUACCGUGUUCCCAAGAGGAGUUCUCUUGCGGUCUGCCCUGUGGAAAGCCGCUACCUUGCGGAAAGCAUACUUGUAUUAAGAUCUGCCACAAGGGACCGUGUGAUACUGAGAAAUGCAACCAGCCGUGUAACGAGAAAAGGUCAUCCUGUGGUCAUCCUUGCUCUGGGCCGUGUCAUGCGACAAAUGGCGGCCCAUGCCCCAGCACUUCGAAUUGCAAGCGAGCUGUUAUCGCCACUUGUCCUUGUGGACGCAGGAAGGCUGAAAGAGCCUGUUGCGAUAACGCUAGAGAUUUUGCCAAGAUUUUAAAUGCCCUGGCUGCGACGAAGAUUCAAGAAGGCGGUAUGGUUGAUCUGUCAGACGCACACCGGCCUAGCGCCAUGUUGAAAACCCUAGAAUGCGAUGACGAAUGCCGUCAAGAAGCCCGUAGCCGUCAACUCGCGCUCGCUCUUCAAAUACGGAACCCGGACGUGUCCGCGAAACUCGCGCCGAGGUACAGCGAUACGUGCAGAGCAAUGGCUGCUAGGGAACCAAGCUUCGCUCAACAUGUGCAUGAAAAACUCACUGAUUUGGUGCAAUUGGCUAAAAAGUCAAAACAAAAAACACGCGCCCACUCAUUCCCGUCAAUGAAUCGUCCGAAACGUCAAUUCAUUCACGAAAUGUGCGAACACUUUGGUUGCGAGAGCGUCGCGUACGACGCGGAGCCCAAUCGCAACGUGGUCGCCACAGCUGAUAAGGAAAAGUCAUGGCUACCAGCGAUGAGCGUGUUGGAAGUAUUAGCUCGUGAAGCUGGUAAACGAAGAGUUCCAGGUCCAAUACUACGCGCUGCGACUAGUAGCGCCGCUUCCGCUCCAGCGGCUACGCCCGCAUCCGCUCCCGCUACUAAAUCUUUUGGUGGUUGGGCGACAUUGACUUCGACCAAUUCGUGGGCAAGUCGAAGUCAACCUUCAACGUCCGCAGUGGUCAAAAAUGCACCACUUAGACAGGAGUCGCGGCCAAAAAUCGACUAUUUUGAUAAUCCACCAGAAGAUUAACAAGACACCAGUGUAUCGUGAAGUUAAAGGUUCGCAUGUAUCCCAGUAAAAAAUAUUUAUAAUAAUUUAAAAAAAUAUAAAUUACUAUUCCCAGUUUUUAGAUCUUUUACUACCAGUACAUGCGUGUAAGACGCACCCUUAAAAUCUUGCCAAGUUUUGGCUCAAUAUAAUCUACACGUAAUUCUUUAAUGUUUUUAAUUGAUUGAUGUCAUGGUAAAACAUUAUUAUAAAAGUCCCAGUUUUAAGGUAUUUUACUACCAGUAAAUGCGCGAACCACGCAUCAUCAAGUUUGUCAGUUUUGGCUCGAAUCAAUACUUAAUUAAUCGAUUCGUUCCUAAUUUAAAGUUCUCUGGGAGUCAUAAAACAAAAGACAACCGACAAGUUCCAUUCGAUUGUGAUUGGUCAAAGGCAGCUUUUGUUCAGAACGCGUACACACGCGACAUGAUAUUACGUCCGUUUGUCCAAUCACAAUCGAACGAUUUCGUAUAUCUGCAUAAGUGUGUUUAACAUUCUUACACUGUUCCCGUACAAUUGUGAGUAAAGUUUUCUUUAAAGUUAAUAUGUUACCUCCCUGUUCAUCCUAUAUUAAUAGCUAUUAAAUGAUUUGUACUUGUGUAUUUGCAAAUCCAUAAACAUUAACUAAUUUAUUUAUAAAUAAAUUUGAAGAUACAAGCGUGAAUGCUUUUGAUGAUGUCAUGACAAUAAUGCCAUCAAACACGAAGUCACUAUUUUUAACGUUGCCUUAUAUUGUAAAUAUGUCAAGGAGUUCCAUGUUCCAAGCAGCUUUAUCAUUAUUAGAAACAAAUGUAUAUCAAUUGUAUUCAAAUAAAAAUCCUGGGACUCCUUAAGUAACAAUGAUUAAUCAUUCACUGCCAUUUUAUAAUGCGAUUCGAUAGUCGAGUAAUUGUUUUAAUUGUAUACAUGAAACAAUUAGCAUGUUUAUAUGUAACGAAGAAUUAAUGUCUAUGUAGGAAUAAUUGCAACAUUAUAAACUUCGUAUUGAAUGAAUUUAAUUAUCACUUUAAGCUCGUUUUAGCUGUUGGCUUUCUAAAUGUGUCCCAGGUUCCAUGUUUCUAGCUUAAUUAAAGGGAUUUACUCUAUGUCCCUUAAAACAACUAAGCUGGUUUUUGUGAAGAGUUACAAAAUUUGGAAAUUAUCUGUAUAUUGUGUUUUUACUUAUUCUUUAUUUAUCUGUAAUAGUAGUAUAUCAGCCAUUAAACGUACCGUAGUUAGAUUUUUGUAUGUUAAUAAAUUGUAUGGUCUUAAAAUACUUUACCACUGAGCAUCUAAAUUUAUUGCAUAAUUAACAAUACCGUGUCGAAUAUGUUUAUCUCUGUCGCACUUGUUUCAGGUUAAUUUAUGAAGACGUUUGUAUGACAG
Molecule: messenger RNA, 5218 nt
Organism: Pieris brassicae (large cabbage white)
Lineage: Eukaryota; Metazoa; Arthropoda; Insecta; Lepidoptera; Pieridae
Gene: stc
Product: protein shuttle craft
Exons: 17
Coding region: 293-3838 (1181 amino acids)
Biological process (GO): negative regulation of transcription by RNA polymerase II
Cellular component (GO): nucleus
Molecular function (GO): zinc ion binding; RNA polymerase II transcription regulatory region sequence-specific DNA binding; DNA-binding transcription factor activity, RNA polymerase II-specific
Source: RefSeq, a predicted model, not a curated record